AUAUGUCGAUGACGUCGACUUUUAUUUUAUUUUUUCUCUAAGGAAAAAGGCAAGAUAUGUUAAAAAGAGAGAGAGAGAAAGGGAGAGAGAAAUAAUUUUUGCUGCGUAUCUCUCUUUUUUUUUCUUGCCUAUUUUCUUUCACUCGUUGGCUUUUUUUUUUUUUGCUCAUUACAAUAUAUAAAUCAGUAAUCAUUGUGUAUCAUUGGAUUUAGAUUCUCAUUUGAAAGCAGAUAAAUAAAAGCUCAUUAUUUCCGACAUUCCAAAGCAUAAAGGGCCAAUAAAGAAAAGAAAAGUCUGUCACUUACAUCCUCCGACAAAGCACAAAUACACAUUAUGAGCGAGUAUAAGAGAAAGUUACGGUCAGCUAAAGAAGACCCGACACCACAAGAUCCAUUCACUGAAGAUAAUACAAAAGAUACCAAUUUCUCAAAGCCAGCAUGUCCAAAGACACCCCCACCCAUUCAGUCUAUCGAACCCUAUUUUCCUCCCUCUCCGUUUGGUAGGAAACGACAUCAAUUCCACGGCGAUAGAUUUAUACCAACCAGGGAGCGUAGCCUGGCUAGAGAUUAUCAAAUGUCUGCCACAGCUGCUGCUAAAAGUGGAAAGGAUAAUGCGGCAGAACCUUCGGGUAUGUCUUCUGGUGAGACAAGACGAUUCAGCGCUUAUUUUCGUGCUGAGAUUUUAAAUGAUGAAACAGCCUUAGAUGAUUACAAUGCAGAAUCACCACGAUCCUAUCGACGGGUAUUACAGUACUCUAAGCCUGUAGAAAAUACACAUAAUUAUACUGAUUAUACAUCACCAAUGGAAGCACCCAUAUUAUCACCCUCAUCACCACCGCCACCGCCCUCUUCAUUAUCAUCCUCAGCAGAUAUCCUUUCACCCAAUAGCUCUAAAUUCCAGAUUUUACCAAUUGGAGAAGCAGGACGACGUAUCUUGAUGAAAGCAGACCGCAAUAACCGACAUAUUAAUACAACAGCCAUCAAGAUACUCGAUGCACCUGAAUUACAGGAUGAUUUUUACUUGAAUUUAGUGGAUUGGGGAGCCAAUGAUUGUUUAGCGGUAGGGUUAGGAUCGUGCGUUUAUUUAUGGAAUGCAAAUACCAGUCGAGUUACAAAAUUAUUGGAUUUAGUGACGGAUAAUGUGACGUCUGUGAGCUGGUCACCGGUUGGAUCCCUUUUAUCGGUAGGCACCAAUUCAGGCAAGGCCUUACUGUACGAUGCCGAUCAUUCCAGACGAAUACGAACAUGGUCGACCCAUUCUUCACGUAUCGGAGCCAUGGCUUGGAAAUCCAAUAUACUUACCACAGGUGGUCGUGAUCACGCCAUCUAUCAUCACGAUGUACGUUCUUCUGACCCCCAUUUCCGUAAACUGACGGGUCAUACACAAGAAAUAUGUGGACUUAAGUGGAAUAACGAAGGCACUAUGUUGGCCAGUGGUGGAAACGAUAAUAAUCUGUUUGUGUGGGAUUCGCAUGAAAAUGCUCAGGCACAUCGUUUCUCUCAACAUGUGGCUGCUGUCAAAGCCAUCAGUUGGAGUCCGCAUAAACGUGGUGUGCUUGUCAGUGGAGGAGGAACUGCAGAUAAGACUAUCAAGUUCUGGAAUACCAUUACUGGCUCUUUAACAAGUUCGCACGAUACUGGAUCCCAAGUAUGUAAUAUUGGUUGGAGUAAGAAAUCAGACGAUAUUGUGAGCACUCAUGGAUAUUCCUCCAACGCUGUGACUUCCAGUAAUCAAGUGAUUGUAUGGAAAGCAGAUCAAAUGCAGAAAAUCGCGACAUUAACUGGACAUACUUGUCGUGUAUUGUACAUGGCAAUGAGCAAUGAUGGAAGUACCGUUGUCACGGGUGCUGGUGAUGAAACCUUGAGGUUCUGGGAUAUAUUUUCGUCCUUAGAACCUUCAAGAUCAGAGGAGAGGAGACCUUGUAUCCGAUAAGAAGUAUUAUACCACUGUUAUUGUGUAACUAUUAAUUUGUACAUUCGAAAAAAAAACAAUAGCAACAACCAAAACAAUCAAAACAAUCAGAAAAAAAAGACAGAAAAGAAAAAAGAAAUAACCGAGCUCUUCUCAACAACAAUAGCAAAAAAAAAAAUGUGUAUCAGUUGUAUAUAUGUACUGAGCUAAUAAAACAAGUAGUUACAAUAACACUUUUUUUUACUUACUCAAAA
Messenger RNA from Mucor mucedo, 2165 nucleotides. Its product is annotated as WD40-repeat-containing domain protein. The coding region runs from base 334 to 1932 and encodes 532 amino acids. NCBI's taxonomy places the organism in Eukaryota, Fungi, Mucoromycota, Mucoromycetes, Mucorales, Mucoraceae. Gene Ontology annotation, molecular function: anaphase-promoting complex binding; protein binding; ubiquitin ligase activator activity. The record is from RefSeq and is a predicted model, not a curated record. The transcript is spliced from 3 exons. Gene Ontology annotation, biological process: positive regulation of anaphase-promoting complex-dependent catabolic process; positive regulation of ubiquitin protein ligase activity; anaphase-promoting complex-dependent catabolic process. Gene Ontology annotation, cellular component: anaphase-promoting complex.